Owenia fusiformis is the source of this 1140-nucleotide messenger RNA. The record is from the annotation of a GenBank genome assembly. NCBI's taxonomy places the organism in Eukaryota, Metazoa, Annelida, Polychaeta, Sabellida, Oweniidae.
GUACGACCUUCUCCAACGAAAACAAUUUUCAAGAAAAAAAAUCAAAAAUGUUUAUUAAUCUCACAAUAAAAGAAUAUUGAUGUAAGUCACGAUGAAGAAACUAUUCAAAUUCGGUAAAGGAAAGAAGAAUACUUCUCAGGAGCUAAACGCUUCGUCUGGAUCUCUCAACAAGAGUCUAGGAUAUGAGGUCAGAGAAAAAGAUUUGAACAAACUUCACAAGGCAGCUUGGUCUGGAGAUGUCACAAAAAUACAUCAAUUUGCAAAGAAGGAUCCUAAUAUUACAGAUAAAUUACAUAGGACAGCCUUGCACUUUGCGAGUACCCGUGGCCACAGUGAGGUGAUAGAGGCUUUGAUAAGUACAUGGCGAGCCAAGACUGGCCAAGGUGAUAAUGAAGGCAAAACACCUCUGUUGAAGGCUAUAGAAUGUGACCAAGAGGCUUGUGCCAGGGCCUUAAUGGAGUACAAGGCAGAUGUCAAUGUACAGGAUCUCCAGGGGGAGACAGGGCUCCACUAUACGGCCAGGUCUGGCAACGAGACUCUCGCAAGACUCCUUAUUGAUUACAGCAUUGACCCAGAUAUCCAGAACAAAAAUGGACUGACUGCCCUUCAUGUGUGUGCAGAAGAAAACCAAGUGGGGAUAGCUAGACUUUUGCUCCAGAGUGACGCAGACCCUAAUAUUCGAGAAACUGUGGAUGAAGGGAGAACACCUUUGAUGUUAGCAUGCAGAAACAAUGAUGUGAACCUCAUCAAAAUGUUGUUGAAGUUCAAGGUGGACAUUGGAGUAAAAGACAAGAAAGGUUGGACUGCUGAAGAUCAUGCUGUUAUGCAGGGUAAUAGCUCCUGUUCAGAGCUGCUUCAAGAUUUUAAGGUGCAUAAUCACAAGUCUCCUAGUCACAGCGCAGGUCAGGGGGGUAGCUCCAGCCAUAAGUCUACCCCAGUCAAACAACAAGCCAAGCCUGCCUUAGGGGGAUAUGGUAUUCCAGCAAUGGACACUGGUGGUACAGGUGACUAUUCUGAUGACAACACUGAAAGUCGGAUAUCUGAGCAGAAUGCAGGGUCUAACUGGAGCGAUACAGAGGCAGAGGACUCCAUAGCUGAAAAACACAAACCUCAGGCAUCAUUACCUAAACUGAACUUGUC